Acipenser ruthenus (sterlet) is the source of this 3683-nucleotide messenger RNA. RefSeq names its product rab GTPase-activating protein 1-like. The transcript is spliced from 27 exons. The record is from RefSeq and is a predicted model, not a curated record. Bases 256 to 3507 code for a protein of 1083 amino acids. NCBI's taxonomy places the organism in Eukaryota, Metazoa, Chordata, Actinopteri, Acipenseriformes, Acipenseridae.
ACUUUAUGAUAUGUGAAAGUCGGAUAGAGAGUGCGUUUUCCAGUACAAUCUGUACCAGCAGAGGCCGAAUUGAUGCGAGUUGCGCAUGCGUUCCAGUGGGUGGUUUCUGUUUACAGCAGCGGGUCUACGCUGUGUGAGUGUGUGUGAAUGUAAUCAACAAAACAGUUUCUGGAAUAAAAAGAUUAAUAAAAAAACUGGAAACAGGUGCUUUUAGUAACUAAACCUCAUUCAUGAGCUGCGAUUGGUUUAGCAGCCAUGGAUGACAAGGCCUCAGUUGGGAAAAUUAGCAUUUCUUCAGACUCGGUUUCCACACUAAACAGUGAGGAUUUUGUCUUGGUUUGCCACCAAGAGGACGAAACACCGUCUUCAAAUAAUGGUAGUGAUGAUGAAAAAACAGGACUGAAGGUUUUUGCUGAAGAAGGUGUCAGCUUUAAGAUCGUGGGGAACGGGAGUGAGCAGGAGCUGCAGAAGGAGCUGGAGGAUGUGCUGAUGGAUCCCUCGGUGGCAGACCAGGCAGGCAGCGGGGAUCAUGGGGAGAAAGGGCUGGCAGCAGUGGAGAGGGAGGUGGCUCCCACUCAUAAGGUGCCCAUCUCCGUUGCCCCGACACAAGCUGGUCCCGGGCCGAUGGCCGCCCUACCGAAACUCGACAUGGUCCUACCUGUCAAACCUGCACAGGACGAUGAUUCUUCAGAAUCGAAUCCCACAACCCCAGUUCCAGAUGAGGACAGUGUUGUGUUCAGCAAGCUGACGUACCUGGGCUGUGCUUCAGUUAACGCACCUCGCAGCGAAGUGGAGGCCCUGCGGAUGAUCUCCAUUUUGCGAAGCCAGUGUCAGGGGCCUUUAGACGUGACUCUGUCAGUGCCUAACGUCUCGGAGGGAACUGUAAGGUUAUUAGAUCCCCAAACAAAUACAGAAAUAGCAAACUAUCCCAUAUACAAGAUUCUUUUCUGUGUGAGAGGGCACGAUGGGACCCUAGAAUGGGACUGCUUUGCAUUUACUGAAAGCCACUACAAUGCAGACAUCUUCCGAAUUCACGUCUUCCGAUGUGAAAUCCAUGAAGCGGUUAGCCGGAUCUUGUACAGUUUUGCCACAGCCUUUCGUCGUUCUGCAAACAAAACUGCGCUUUCAGCAAUUCCACCCCCACUGACUCCAGACAGCGACGUUUUCACCUUCACUGUGUCUUUAGAAAUCAAGGAGGAUGAUGGGAAAGGUUCUUUCAGCGCAGUCUUAAAAGACAAAGAUAAACAGAGCUUCAAGCUCCGUCCAGGAAUAGACAAGAAAAUUGUCAUUUAUGUUCAGCAAACAUCAAAUAAGGAGCUUGCAAUAGAAAGGUGCUUUGGACUUCUCCUCAGUCCUGGCAAAGAUGUACGCAACAGUGACAUGCAUUUGCUGGAUCUGGAAUCAAUGGGUAAAAGCUCAGAUGGGAAGUCUUAUGUCAUCACAGGGAGGUGGAAUCCUAACACACCACAGUUCCAAGCUGUUAAUGAAGAAACACCAAAAGAUAAAUUGGUGUACAUGACGACAGCAGUUGAUCUGAUUAUCACUGAGUUGGAAGAGCCUGUCCGAUUUCUCUUGGAGACCAAAGUGCGAGUUUGCUCCCCUAAUGAGCGAAUGUUCUGGCCUUUUAGCAAGAGAAGUUACACUGAAACCUUCUACCUAAAACUAAAACAGAUGGAACGGAAGGAAAGGAAGAGCAACACCGACACUCUGUAUGAAGUUGUGAGCUUAGAGAGUGAUACAGAAAGGGAGCGGAAAAAAACAACAGCCAGUCCUUCUAUCCGGCUCACCCAGUCUGGCUCCCAGAGCUCCAUGAUCCCUUCCCCACCCGAUGAUGAUGAAGAGGAAGAUAACGAUGAACCUUUACUGAGUGGUUCUGGAGACGUGUCAAAGGAGUGUGCGGAGAAGAUACUUGAAACGUGGGGGGACCUGCUGUCAAAAUGGCAUCUCAACCUGAGUGUCAGGCCAAAGCCGCUCCCAGCCCUGGUGAGGAGUGGAGUCCCAGAGGCGCUGAGGGGAGAGGUCUGGCAGCUCCUGGCUGGCUGCCACACCAAUGACCACCAGGUCGAGGAAUACAGGACCCUCAUCACCAAGGAGUCUCCCCAAGACAGUGCCAUCACCAGAGACAUCAACCGAACAUUCCCGGCUCACGAUUACUUCAAAGACACUGGAGGGGAUGGCCAGGACUCUUUGUACAAAAUAUGCAAGGCAUAUUCUGUAUACGAUGAAGAAAUUGGUUACUGUCAAGGCCAGUCUUUUCUUGCUGCUGUGCUCUUACUGCAUAUGCCUGAAGAGCAGGCAUUCAGUGUUCUGGUCAAGAUUAUGUUUGAUUAUGGACUCAGGGAACUUUUCAAACAAAAUUUUGAAGAUUUGCACUGCAAAUUCUUUCAGCUGGAGAAACUCAUGCAGGAGUACAUUCCAGACCUGUACAAUCACUUCUUGAAUAUCAGCCUUGAAGCGCACAUGUAUGCCUCUCAAUGGUUCCUCACUCUCUUCACUGCUAAAUUCCCUCUCUACAUGGUCUUCCACAUCAUCGACUUCCUGCUUUGUGAGGGGAUAAGUGUGAUCUUCAAUGUAGCACUUGCAUUACUGAAAACUUCAAGAGAUGAUCUGCUGUUGACGGACUUCGAAGGAGCGUUAAAGUUCUUCCGCGUUCCAGUCCCCAAAAGAUACCGCUCCGAGGAGAAUGCCAAAAAGCUGAUGGAGCUGGCCUGCAGCAUGAAGAUCAGCCAGAAGAAGCUGAAGAAAUAUGAGAAGGAGUACCAUGCCCUGAGGGAACAGCAGGCCCAGCAGGAGGCUCCGAUCGAGAGAUACGAGAGGGAGAACAGACGCCUGCAGGAGGCAAACAUGAGACUAGAACAGGAAAAUGACGACCUAGCACAUGAACUGGUAACCAGCAAGAUAGCGCUGAGACAGGACUUGGAUAAUGCUGAGGAGAAAUCAGACGCCCUCAAUAAGGAGCUACUGAUGACCAAACAGAAAUUAGUGGAUUCCGAGGAUGAAAAGAGGAGACUGGAAGAGGAAUCCGCUCAGCUUAAAGAAAUGUGCCGAAGAGAAAUGGACAAGGCAGAAUCAGAAAUCAAGAAGAAUGGAUCCAUUAUCGUGGAGUACAAGCAGAUCUGUUCACAGCUCAGCGAGAGGCUGGAGAAGCAGCAGACAGCAAGUAAAGGAGAAUUGGAAAAAAUCUGGCUAAAAGUGGAGGGCUGUGAGAAGUGUGGUGAGCUGUUCAGUAAAGAAGGCAGCCUGCGGGUGGUGAGCGUGGCGAAGGAGGGCUCCGAGGAGGAGCUGGAUGAGGAGAAGGAGUCGCUGAAGAACCAGUUGAGAGAGAUGGAGCUCGAGCUGGCCCAGACCAAACUGCAGCUAGUCGAGGCAGAGUGCAAGAUACAGGACUUGGAGCACCAUUUGGGUCUGGCUAUAAAUGAAGUCCAAGCAGCAAAGAAGACCUGGUUUAACAGAACGAUGAGCUCUAUCAAAACCGUGACUGGUGCCCAGGGAAAGGAGACGUCUUAAUGAAGCAGGAAACACACGUGACUGAACAGAGAACAGAUUCUGCUGCCUUCCUCGGACAGAUGUCUUUCCUUCUGUAAAGUGCUACGGGAAUGUACUGUGUAAACAAUUUCUUAAGGUCCAUGCUAAUUGGGUGAGAGCAUCCAAAAAAUUAAUUAAAAAAAAAAAAAAAAAAAAAA